Messenger RNA from Anolis sagrei ordinatus, 2310 nucleotides. It is a transcript of the gene FKBP10, whose product is annotated as FKBP prolyl isomerase 10. Gene Ontology annotation, molecular function: calcium ion binding; peptidyl-prolyl cis-trans isomerase activity. Gene Ontology annotation, cellular component: endoplasmic reticulum. The record is from RefSeq and is a predicted model, not a curated record. Lineage: Eukaryota; Metazoa; Chordata; Lepidosauria; Squamata; Anolidae.
CAAGCGAUCCUCUUUCCUUUUGUCAAGACUGCUGCCUGGACACGCUUCGAACUAGUUUCCCAGAAGUCUGGGACCAUAAAAGGGAGGGUUUGGGAGGCUCCCCAUCCUCCAAAGAGCAGAGCUGAUCCCAUAGGAAGCUCGGAGAUGGCCUUUUUGCAGGGUGUGCGGUUGUAGGGAAAGCAGAGGCCGCUUUUUUACACGUCUACAGAAUUUCGGCUGGUGGGCUGGACCCCUCUUUUUGGAGCCAGGCGCCUCCCCCGCUCUCCGCCCCUCUUUGGCGACUCCUACCGCGCCCAGCCGCCAACUCGCAGGGAUCCUCACCCCCCUCUUUCUCGCCCUCUCUCUCUCUCUCUCCCCAUGGCUUCUCUGAGCCUCCUCUUGCUGGCGCUGAGCCUUGGCGGGGUCCAGGCUUUGGGGGACCCCGGCCCCUUGGAGGACGUCGUCAUCGAGCGCUACUACAUCCCCAAAGUCUGCCUGCGAGAGGUCCAGAUGGGCGACUUCGUCCGCUACCAUUACAACGGGACCUUCCAGGACGGCACCAAGUUCGACUCCAGCUAUGACCGGGGUGCUACUGUGGCAGGUGUGGCAGGUGUUGGACGGCUCAUCACAGGAAUGGAUAGAGGUCUACAAGGCAUGUGUGUGAAUGAGAGGAGGCAUCUUAUAGUACCACCCCAUCUCGGCUAUGGCAGCAUUGGUGUUGCUGGUAUGAUUCCCCCGGACACCACCCUCUAUUUUGAUGUCAUCAUGAUUGACAUCUGGAACAAGGAAGACAAGGUGCAGAUCACUACUUUAUACAAGCCGGAGCGGUGUAACCGCACAGUGGAAAAUUCAGAUUUUGUGCGUUACCAUUACAACGGCACACUUCUGGAUGGCACUCCUUUUGACUCCAGCUAUGGAAAAGACAGUACCUAUGACACCUACGUAGGUUCAGGCUGGCUGAUCAAAGGCAUGGACCAAGGCUUGAUAGGCAUGUGCGCUGGAGAGAAGCGGAGAAUAGUCAUCCCUCCAUUCCUGGCCUAUGGAGAGAAAGGAUAUGGGACUGUCAUCCCUCCUCAAGCCUCCCUGGUUUUUGACGUUCUCCUAAUGGAUCUGCACAAUCCCAAAGAUGGCAUCUUCUUGGAGCACCUGGAAGUGCCAGCAUCAUGCAAACGUAAAUCUGUGACCGGAGAUUUUGUGCGCUACCAUUAUAACGGCACCUUGAUGGAUGGGAGCCUCUUUGAUUCCAGUUACUCACGGAAUCACACAUAUGAUACUUACAUCGGAAAAGGCUACAUUAUCCCAGGAAUGGACCAAGGACUGCAAGGGGUCUGCGUUGGUGAAAAGAGAAGAAUCAUCAUCCCACCCCAUUUGGGAUAUGGUGAAAGUGGGGCAGGGACCAAGAUCCCUGGUUCAGCGGUCUUGAUUUUCGAUGUCCACGUCAUUGACUUCCACAACCCCACAGACCCUGUGGAGAUCAAUACAAUCUUUCGGCCUGCAGACUGCAAUAUUACCACUCAAGACAGAGACUUUGUCCGCUACCAUUAUAACUGCUCCCUGAUGGAUGGUACUAGGCUCUUCUCCUCGCAUGACUAUGAACAUCCGCAGGAAGCCACUUUGGGCACCAACAAGAUAAUCGAAGGCUUGAACAAUGGCUUGCUCAACAUGUGUGUGGGAGAGAAACGGAUCAUCACAAUCCCUCCACAUUUGGGUCAUGGUGAAAGUGGUGCCCGAGGUGUUCCCGGCAGUGCUGUUCUCCAAUUUGAGAUUGAGCUUUUACAUCUGGAGCCAGGAGUUCCCGAAGGUUACCUGUUCAUCUGGCACAGUGAGCCACCAACAAAUCUGUUUGAAGCCAUGGAUCUCAACAAAGAUGGUGAAGUUCCACCUGAAGAGUUCUCAACAUUCAUCAACUCCCAGGUUGCUGAAGGCAAAGGCCACAUGAUGCCAGGCUCUGACCCCGAAAAGAUUGUCAGUGACAUGUUCCAAAACCAGGAUCGGAACAAGGAUGGGAAAAUCACAGCAGAUGAACUGAAGUUGAAAUCGGAUGAAGAUCAAGUUAAACAUGAGGAACUUUAAAAGAGAGAGGACUCAGGGGCUGGGCUCUUCUUGUUUUUUAAAGUACACCAAUUUGUUGGUGUCUCUUUCCCUACACAGGAGCUUAUUUGCUCCCCACCUCUAUCCUGAGUUAGAGAGACUGGAUUUAGGAAGAGCAACACAUUUUCUUCCUUCUUUGGUAACAUUUGGUUUUGCUUUUUGUGUGUGUGGGGGGAAGAGUUAUUUAACUGAGAUUCUGUUUCAAUAAACCAAAACCAGGGAAUUGACACCAUAAUGAAA